Messenger RNA from Triticum dicoccoides, 1008 nucleotides. RefSeq lists its product as uncharacterized. The transcript has 2 exons. Bases 95 to 832 code for a protein of 245 amino acids. The record is from RefSeq and is a predicted model, not a curated record. NCBI's taxonomy places the organism in Eukaryota, Viridiplantae, Streptophyta, Magnoliopsida, Poales, Poaceae.
ACGAGCUGUUGAAGCUCCUGGAGAACCGCCCGUAGCAGUUAGCCACCUGAAGCCUGCUGCAUCUGCGCAUUCCAUUUCCAUCAGAGAGCUCUCAAUGAUGGGGAUGGUGACCACCACCGGCCCCGCGAUGAGCAUGAAGCUGCUGGUGGACACCAAGGUAGGGCGCGUGCUGUUCGCGGAGGCCGGCAAGGACGUCGUCGACUUCCUCUUCUCCCUCCUCGCCCUGCCCGUCGCCACCGCCGUCAAGCUGCUCGGGGCGGACUCAAUGGUCGGAAGCGCCGGCGACCUCUACGCCAGCGUCCAGAAGCUCGACGGCUCCUACGUCCUGCCCGGGGCGAACAUCGACGCGCUCCUACGCCCCGCAGUGCCCACGCCGGCGGCGGCCCCCAACAUCUCCCUGUCCCUCCUCCUCCUGCCGAGCCCGUCGCCGGCUUUCUUCAGGUGCGGCUACUGCCACAGCCCCGGCUACGUGACGGAAGUGAGAGGCACCAAGUGCCCCAGAUGUGGCAACCAGAUGGCGGACGCAAUCCAGUGCGUGCGGCCCGAUUCCUGCGGCUCUGGGCACGCCGCCACCGGAGGGGCGAAAGGGUUCGUGCAGGGCGUGGUGACGUACACGGUGAUGGACAACCUCGCCGUGACCCCCAUGUCCUCCAUCUCCAGCAUCACCCUGCUCAACACCUUCGCCGUCAGGGGCCUCGGCGCGCUCCAGGAGAAGACCGUGCGGAUCGGCUACAAGGAGGGUUUGGCGAUUCUCAAUGCGGCGCUGCAGUCCAAGACCGUCCUCACCGACGUCUUCCUCGCUGGGUGCAAGACAGAUCCGGUGUAUGACUGACGCACGCAGGGGCAUGGAGAACUCAUCUAGCUUCGGCCAGCAAUUUAUAUCUAUACUGCUAGUACAUUAUUAGCUUAAUUAAGGAGCCUUCUGUUUCCUGGUUGAAUGUUGCAUAGUUUAAGACUUGAAUUACUAGUACCGAUGGGAUGUUAAAUUGUAGGAGAUGCGAUUGAUUA